AUGACUGGUCCCUGUCCGGCCUGCUGGCCAGCCUUGCUCCUGGGACUGCUGUCGCCCUGGCUGGCGGGCCGCUGCAUGCCCGUCUUCGCUCAGCAGCACAACGAGACCCUGGAGUGGCGCUGGGAGACUCUUUUCCUCGCGCUCCAUGGCCAGGCUGCCUGCCGGGGAGAGGAAUUUGCUCAGCCGGGACGGGACUAUCUGCUGGGCAUCAAGAGGCUGCGGCGCCUCUAUUGCAACGUCGGCAUCGGCUUUCACAUCCAGGUCCUGCCGGACAGCCGGAUCAACGGGAUCCACGACGAAAACCGAUACAGUUUGCUGGAAAUCUCUCCAGUGGAACGAGGAGUGGUUAGCCUUUUUGGUGUUAAAAGUGGACUUUUUGUAGCAAUGAACAGCAAAGGCAAACUCUAUGGAUCUAGCCAUUUUGGUGAUGAGUGUAAAUUCAAAGAUCUGCUGCCAAACAACUACAACGCCUAUGAGUCCCAGACCUAUCCUGGGAUGUACAUGGCCCUGAGCAAAAAUGGAAGAACCAAGAAAGGCAACAAAGUGUCUCCCACCAUGACAGUGACACAUUUUCUUCCGGAUUUGAGAACUAUCACUUCAGAGCUACCUCAGGGCAGAAGGAAAAGGCAAGGCCCAAUUGGGAGAAUGGAAGAGGGAGGGGUGAAAUCUAUGGUGCACUUUUUCUUUGAGAGUUUUAUGCAAGAGUAG
Messenger RNA from Thamnophis elegans (Western terrestrial garter snake), 708 nucleotides. RefSeq names its product fibroblast growth factor 4 (gene FGF4). Gene Ontology annotation, cellular component: cytoplasm. Gene Ontology annotation, biological process: positive regulation of cell population proliferation; positive regulation of gene expression; cell differentiation. The record is from RefSeq and is a predicted model, not a curated record. Gene Ontology annotation, molecular function: fibroblast growth factor receptor binding; growth factor activity. Lineage: Eukaryota; Metazoa; Chordata; Lepidosauria; Squamata; Natricidae.